GUUCAGCCGUUGUCUAGGUAACAUUGAAAAGUGCAAUAUCCCGUGUGUGGACUAUACGUUUAGUUAGCACCAAUUUGACGCGCUGGGAAGUCUAUACAGAAAUCUUAUCAUUGAGAUCUAUUACAUUAUUUUUACACCCCCCGAUGCCAUUGAAGUCAUAUAAUAACCAGUGAGUUGCUUGAAACCGAAACAGAGGUACAGCAAUAAUCACAAUAAAAUAUCAGAACUGUCAUUGGCUACUUUCUACAUCUCAGUUCAAGGAAUUAAAUAACCAAGGAUUAAAGAGCAUCUGCUGCUUGCACCGAAAUAACCCGAAAUCUCCAAGUUUUGGAGAAUGGGAUUCACAAAGGUAAGAUUGAAUUUUAUCUGUAUUAUCCGAGUUGUGUAUUUCUCUUUGAAGAACAAUCUCAGCAGACAAUUUAAGUCAUACCAAAAACUAACUUAACGUUUCAUUACUAAUAAGCCUCGAUUGAAACCUCAAAUUACAUGAUGUUAAGACGUUCAUUAAACUAUUAUUUGUAAAUAUAUGUUGGACGCUUUUGAUUUGAUCGCCUUUAAUUAGUAUAAUUGCUUGAUCAGGUAUUCAAAACGAUAACCAGUGAUAUAAGAAAGCUUUUUGUCUGUUGAGAUGCAAGAAUGCAUUUUUUAUGCAUUCAAAACACUCGGCCUAUUCUAAGUAGUGUUCUUGUGUUCUGGGUGAUUAAAGUAACAUGGUGUCAUAGCCCCGUAAUUACCCCGCCCCAAGAAAAAGAGGCAGACUACACUGCCAAAAUAAAGGGGAGUACUUAACUCCCAGGUAAGGAGAGAAGAUAGAGGUAUUAAAUUUGAUAAUGUACAAGACAAUUACCUCGUUUGACCCAUCCUUAUGCCCCGGCUUUGUCAGUUGUGCUAACAAAUAAUGUUUCACCAUGAAUUAAUCCAUCUUGUUUCAUUAAUCCUAUCUGGCACAACGGUCGGCUGCUCAAACUAAGUUGCUAUGCGACCAAUGGAGAACAAGGGGAUGGUGUGUAGUCUAUUAUGUUAACUACCAAACAAGGAAACAAUCCAUUCUUUUACAAACGAAAUCAUUAAUUUAAUGAAACGUUUUAAAAAAUAUAUAUGAUACUUUAUUCAGAUGUGGGUACCGGGACAGUGCCUUCUUUUACUGAUGAUCUUUGGGUUGGAGACCAGCUCAGCCGUUCCCAUUGGAACUUUGAGCAACGGAGACACCGACUUAACGGACCUGCAAGCUCUGCUAACGAAAAAUUUACCAGGAACCGCAGAAGGUGACUUGAACUUUUAUUUGUUUAAAUGCUAUACAAACCUAAUAUGCCAGUACUAUGUAAUUUGAAUGAGAGUAGGGCCUACUAAUGUGUUUAGAUAAUGAGCUUCGAAAAAAGAGAUGAGAGUUAAAACAGGGCUUAACGGUGACAAAACCAUUGUUUGUCAUAAGAAGAAUAAACAUCAAAAUUAAAUAAUGAAAAUAUAAAAUUUUAAUUGAUUUAUUAAGAACUGGCUCUACACAAAUAUUUAGCGACAAUUAUAUCCAUAAGAAAAUCAAAUUUCUCAGUUAUUUUCAACCCAUCUAAUUUUCUCUUCAACUUUUAAAACUGGUUCAUAAAUAAAUGCAUUUCUUCUCGUAUCGAUUAAUUUAAUUAAAUAUAUAUCCCGGUAAACAAACAUGAUGAUGUAAUUUAAAUCAUGUCUUACAACAGAUAAAGCCUCUAUAGUCGAGCUGAUGCUGCAGCUUCUAGCUGAGAUCGACCUUCCAACCCUGUGUGACGUAAUAGCAAACGACACGAAAAGUAAGCGGGGGAAGACGGCCGAAACCACCACUGUCAAUAUGGAGAACGUGCUGCCAACGGUGGAGACGGUGCGCGUGGAAGCAGCCCCCGUCGCCAUAUCAUACUUUAACACGAUAGGACAAACUAAAGCUGAACCCCUGGGGUCAAGUCCAAGAAUUUCCCUCCCGGGCAGAAAGAAACUGGAGGCCAGAAACCCCGCUCACAUCAAGCGCGGUCUGAAACACACUUCAGUGGCCAGAUAUCACAUGUCGUUGCUGGAUAAGAUGAACGAGAGAGAUGAUAGUAUGUACACCGAUGGAAGGGAUAUAGAGUUCGCAGGUCUAGAACAGGGCAAACGUGCGAUUAGUAACCCGUGGUCACCCCAAUCAGAUGCAAGUCCUGCCAACGCUAAUGGCACUCAAGAAUGGCUUAGCUCACUCUCAGAGUACACAGUUUCAAACAGAGAUCUUAGCAAACACAUUUUAAAUUCAGGUCUUGAGUCAAUGUCGUCACACGAAAAUCUAAUAAAACCAGACAACGCCAGGAGCAAGAACCUACCAUUUAAUGUAGACUCAGACACAGAAACCGGAAGCCUUGGCAACGAUGUCAGACAAAACCAAAUCCAAGUCAAAUCUAUAGGCAUUGAGCGUCCAAAAAAUAACUUGUACUCCAGGUCGCUCUUGAAGGCCGAUGCCACCAGUGAAGAGUCAUUGACACGAACGAAGCGACGACGAGAAGACCGUAAAGCCGAGCUCAAACAAAGGUACAACACUGACAAACUUUCAGCUGGCAGGCGCAGGAAAACCGGAUAUGACAUGAAACUGAAGAGACGCUUUCCAAAAGAGGAGAUGCUGCCCAGCAGAACUGAAUACCAGUCUGAUUUAUUUGAAUUCGUUAUGGAUCAAAACACGUCGAGCGGCUUUUUGAAUGGCUAUAAACAAGGACCAAGCUCUUCCUCCAGCCUCAGUAGUCAACUGUCAAGCGCAACCACUCCUCAACAGAUUUCCUUUCACACAUCCAUGAAACCUGCUACUGAGAAAUCAAAUGUUUUUGGAAGCACGGAAGGAGAGAAGCCCAAUCACCAACAUUUAAACUUAUCUAAAGAUAAAGAUUCCUCGAGUCUAGGAAAUGAGAGGAAAGCACUACACAAAACAACAAACGCGUCUGUGGGAGAUAGUAUUCCUACAACUAGUUCGGGUGCUCAGAGAUUUCUCCCAACGGCUUCUCAUGAAAGCUUACAGGAACAGAAAUUUGUAGCUGAUGACAUGGGGCUGAAGAUUAAAACCAGCAAGCUUACACAGGAGGAUAAUUUCAGCAGGAUUAAUGAAACCGUGUCAUUAAUUGAGAACAGCACGACUACAGAGCAGCCACAAUCAAGUCGUAACUCGACCAAACAAGAACAAAGGGAGAUAGCACGGGACAAUGCGGAUAAAGCCCAACCCAUUACCCCUUUCGAACAUUUCAGCUGGAACACAGAAUUAAUCUCAAACUUAGAUGAAUUUUUCGGACCAUAUGUGAACGCAGCAUCAGCUACAGACGAUCAAAGCGAUGCAAAGAAAACUGGCAUGACAAGCAAUGUAAGCGAAGAAGUCAAACUAACCAAUGACAUUAUCCGAGAUAACAAUGCGGUCCAAUCCAAUUUGAUAAAUGAUUUGUCCGAAAACUUGCAAAAGGCAUCCAGCUUGACAGACGAUAAUGCACGCAAUUAUUUUCAUAUAGACGAAAUAAACCAUAUCAUUCACGGGGCCGAGAAAGAGGACGAGGCUUCCAAAAGCUUGAACAGUGUCGAGAGGCCAGCCACAGUAGCAGAUAAUAUUGCAGAGAUUGAGAACAAUUUAAUUAGUUAUGGAGUCGAAAAAGAUUCACCUCAGCUAACAACAAGCGGAUAUAGUGUUCUCAGCAAUGCCGUUGAAUCAAAAUAUGAAUAUUAUGUAAAUCCUACAUUGUCAGGAUAUGGCCAGGACCUGCCGGGGUCACGUGAUGAUACAAAGACGGUGAUGGAAGCUGUCACGUCUGCUUCCAUUGAGGAUUCUACAACCGUUCAACUCCAAGACGGAGAUUUAAGUUCACCGAAUCCAGCUGACUAUACUUCUGAUCAAAGUAAUGUCUCAAGUCAAUCGAUUUCCCUAAAUGCCACAACCAGGUCAACAAACAUAAAUGCAUCGUACAACACAGACAGCACUGCAGACAACAUUCCCGAAUAUGUGACACCACUUGAUUCGAUGCCGGAAGACAAAACCUUCAUUCUCAAUAAAAGAACCCACGACGUGGUGAGUGUACAGCAAGAAUCUCUGAAUUCUGAACCGAUCAUGAAUUUGUCCGCCAAUCUCAACCGCAGUGAUGCAUCUUCUUCGCCCAUCUCGACAUUUAAUUCUACAUUGCUGGGUAAUUUCAGCGAUCUUGGUGUUUCUAAAUAUUCAAGUAACGAAUCGGUCUCAGAAAGUACACCAAGAAGUAAAAACCAAGAAAUGGAAGAAAAAUUAUAUGUCAGGAAUGAAUCGAUGAGCGCUAAGGGAAAUGAAACCCUGGAAGAUAAAGAUAUCCCCAAACGCGUCACUGUAGUUCUCCAAAGUGACAACGUCACCUCAUUUAGCAGUGUAAACAUUCAAACUGAGAAUAUUACCAUAAGCAGCAUGGAAGGUAUUAAAGUCGCCAAUGACACCACCUUGAGCAGUGUACUGUUCCAUUCUGACAACAUUACCACAUACGGCGUAGGAAUAGACAAGAUGACCAUUAGUAACGAGACCAGCAGUGAGCAGCUGCAACACGACGAAAUUACAUCAGGCAGAAGUGAACCUUAUCAAGUCAACAAUCUUACCACAGAGAGUGCUGUGCGCUCUCAUUUGGACACCCCCACAGGCAAUCAAGAUAACAAUGUUACCGAAAUCAGUAGUGGGCACCCUCUAACUGACAACAUCACCGGAAUUUUACACGAGCCACAAGAACUCCACGUUUCCAGAGUAGCAGCAACAUUUGACACUCAUCUAUUGCCACUAGAGAUCAGAAACAAUAACGACGAUAUCGUCGUCCAUUACCAGACACCUUACAACCCCGAGCCGGUGAUGCCGACCUCACCCCUGUUAUAUCAGGUCGAUGUUGAUCAGGGCCAAGAAAUGACGCCAGAGACGUACAUUGUUUCGGGUUUGGACGGCUCAUCGGGUAACGCAGACUCAGAGAAGGAUGUGCGAAGCUGGAGAAAAGAACAGCCGUCCCAGCUGUCCCAACCAGAGAGAGAUUUUAUCUCGAUCGUCAGAGGAAACCACAGAGGCAUCUCAUCAUCAGUUUACAACUCUUUCCUUGGCCAGCCGGUCAUGAAAUCUCUGAAACGAAUACACGAAGAAAAGACAAGAAGUUCCACACUCAGCCAAUUGUCAACUAGUUCCCGCCAUGAACAAUACAAUCAGACAAUCCUCUAUGGACGUGAAAAUACAACUACCGAUAGACAAAAUGUUUCAACAAACACAAUUCUUGAGCAUACAUUUUCACCACUGUUUAACGAGACCGAAAAUUACACCGAGGCAGUCAAAACAGCAGCAGUGUCUAUCGAAGGACAAGGUCUAAAUUAUCUCGAUAACGCUGGCAGAGAUGCUAAUAUUUUGGCACAGAUCAACACAGCCUCACGCAUAGACUAUUCUAACAACGAGUCAGCCACUGUAGAAAAUUUAAACCUCGGUCUUCUGAAUGAAACACAUUUGACAGAAAAUAACGGUACCACAGGAAAUCUCAAACUUGACGCAUUGAAUGAUUCAGUUUUGGAUGAUAAAAACGUGAUGAAAAAACAAGCCCACUUGCAAAAUGACGCAUAUGCUCAGGAAAAUUUAACACAUGCGCUUUCAGAAGCUUUUCACGUGAAUGAAACGCUGCGUCGCAAUGUUGUCAUUGACACGGGAUUGAACGAUGGUAACCGAAACAGAUCUGACUCCGAGAAUCACAAUGUUACUGUCCGUGAAAUAAAUGAUGAAGAUGGCCGUUUCGAUCUUGAAAAGAAUGAAACUUCUGUUGAUAUUACCCGAGUACUCUACGAAACGCUGAACACGAGUUUAUUAAAUGAAAGGCAUUCAAUUGAAAUAAAUGACAGUCACUCUGAUGAUGAAACAGUAAACCCUGUACAAAGUAACGCGACGGAAUUCAAGUUGGCAAACGAGACUCUGCUUGAUAAUAAAAUAAAUCCUGAAACUUCCUUCCGGGAAGGUUUAAACGAAUCGCGGUUCACAGAUGGCGCCCGCACGAAUGUCAACGAUCUGACCACUGACGACUCCCUGAUGGCUAAUUCACGAGAAAGUCAAACCUUGCAGGAAAUUCCAAAAGUGGUCGUUACAGAAAUUAACACACAGCCAUUGGUGGAUACAGCAGAUACCAGAAAUAUAAUGUAUCAAAGCGCCUCAACGGAAGGAGAUAGGUCAUCCGACAAAAAUGUCAUUUCUUAUUUUUCUGAGAUGGGCCGAGCAUCAGGCGGCUAUCAGAUACCUCUGGGAGAUUCCGGCUACACAACUUCAGAUCCUGUCAGUGAAGCGAUUCAAAUAGAAACUACGGCAGUGCCUUUUGAAGAGGAGUCGUCGACAUCUGUCACAGGUUCAUCAGAAAUUUUCUUCAUUGGCACAACUGAUAUGAACGAUGAUGAUAGGGACGAGAACCGCGUUGCUGUCACUCCAGUAGCGCGUCGAAAAAACUGGGCGAAAACCAUUGAAAAUGAGUUGAAAAGAGCCGAGAAAUUCAGAGGACGCAGUUCUUUUGAUGCCGAUGAAGCUUUGCCAUUACAGUUGUUCGAUAGAUCUUACAGCAAGCUCGGAACGAUGAACGAGGAAGGGCCCGGUCGGUUUUUUUACCACCCGAGCAUUAGAAGCAGAGUGAAACCCGAAUCCAGUCCAUUUUCAGCCGGAAUAUCGAACUGGAUGAACGACGGUGACAGGAAUAAGGCCAAAAAAGUCACUGUCAAUCCAUGGAAGGCAUUUAACAUAGAGCUUGGCAAGAAAAAGGUUGAGCGCCAAAGAGAAAUGACACACGGCUCGAGAUUCCAAUCAUAUCCAGGUUCUAAUAACAAGCACCGUGACGAUCUAAUGCAACCGAGUGGAAAAGACUAUCUAUGGAAUGCAAGACCGUGGCCUGCACACGUUAAAAACUUGGAGCAGAGAGUAAACAAUGAGUUCCAAAAACAGAAAUACAGAUUCGGGAUCACGAAGCUGAACGAGCUGCUCAGAGGAAGACAGGGGAGCAUGCACUUUGAGCCCAUGAGGAAAGCCCACGCCAAGCAGUGGGGCGAUAGGUUCAGCCAGGGUUACUACGGGAGGGUUCUGGAGGAGCAAAACCAUGCACCAACCAUAAUUCACGCCUUCGGACUCCCGCCACACAUUGAUCUUGCCAGUUACAACACCCACGAUAUUAAUGCCAAAACCUUGAACGAUUAUAAAACGACCGGCUACUUGGGCGGCAAACGAUCAUCGGACCAGGACGAUAGCGCAGACGACUUCUUCGCCAAGGAUCAUUCCAGAAAAUGGAGAAAACCUACAAAUGUCAAUGUCAAAAAGAGUAAAUUUUCGACGUUGACCGAUGACCGAAGAUAUUUCGGAAAUUUUGCAGCAAGCGAAGUCAUCGGCAGGGCAUCAGAGGAAUGGGGUAUUGAUAAGGUGGAGACCACGACUGUUAAUCCGACAAUUGACGCCCCUGUGGUGAACUUGGCAACUCGGGGAGACGACACUGAGAUGGCACCAAGCAGUUUCCCAGACACUGAGAUGGCACCAGGCAGUGUCCCAGCAGAAGGUAAGCUCAGUUUUUCAUGCAAUGAUUACUGCACGUAUUAUUGUAUUGUCAUUACUAUUGUCAAGUAAGCGCUGUAAUCGAUUCAAGGCAGCAUCCUUAAAUGGAGGCAGGAGAAGCUUUGGUAAAUUUAUAGUAGUUAGUUAAUGAACUUUAGUUCAUUACGACGCCAAUUUUCUCUCUCACUCUCUCUUUCUCUCUCCAUUUAUAACACAAUCUCUCUUUCUAAAAUAUUGAACUCACAAAUGUAUUUAUAUAACGGGUUACAGUUACACCCCGGCUUCUUGCUGGUUACAACUGCGAAAGACUCAUGCAAUCCAUUUAUUGUUAUAUUUAUGUCCCCCCCUCAGACUUCAAGUGCCCAGGGCUAUUCGGUUACCACAGCGAUCCCAAGGACUGCAACUCGUUCUACAUGUGUAGCUGGGGCGUGUCCUACAAACUUCAGUGCUCGCCUGGAACACUCUGGAACUCGAGGGACGCGGUAUGUGAUUGGGCGGCCAAUGUCAACUGUGAUCUUAACCAAGGGAAAACAUCUGGCCUGCGAUAUUAACUAGUCUUAAACAAUUCCCAAAGGAAAAGGAAGUCGGUCUAUCUAACUAACAAAAUAAGUAUUUUUUUUUUAUAUAGAAAACACUAAAAGGAGUGUUUAACGCUAAAAAGUACUUGAUAACUUUAGGACAACACAAUUACACAAAGCAACAAAAGAAUGAAUAAAGCUAUUAUUGGUUGGUCAUAUAAGUAGAGAGACAAUCGGCUUUCUAUUUCAUUGACUUGAAGGAUUUGUAUAAGUACAAUUCACAAACAAAUAAAUCUAUAAUUAACUGCAAGAUACUUUUGCGAGAUGUUAGACCUAAGGCGCUGAAUAACUGAUUAUCUGUUUGGAGAGUAGUUUCUUAGAAAUUGUGCUCAAAAUAAUUUAGAUUUUAAUCAAUAACACUUAAAUAUAUUUAUUAUUAAAUAGGGUUUAUGCGUCAUUAAGGACUCACACACAUUUGAAUAACUUUUGAUAUAGCUUCCAUUUCAUUGUUACAAUAUGUUCAAUUGUGAUUCAUUGACAUUUCUGUAUUUUGAAAAGGGGUAAAUAUUUUAAACGGCAUUCCAAUAAGAAUAUUAGUGUUCAUUAAAAAUACUUCGGUAUUUUUUCUUUUUAAUACACGCUAUACUCAUUGUAAAUACUACGUUAUUGCCUGUAAGGUGUUUUUAUAAUCCACAGUGUACAUAUUGUGUAUGUGAUAUGUUACGAAAGGUGUCCUUAAGAUCGCUUCGUCAGCCUCUUGUAUCUUUUAUAUUCUAUAAUGAGUCAAAGCAACGAUAGCAUUGUUGAAUUGAAUACAUUAUUUUUUUUCAAGUUUUAGAAUAAUGAAUAAUUUAACAUCAAUGAUAUAUUUAUAUUUACUGUAUUUGUUUUAUAUGAAGAAUACACGCAUGCAUGAAUUGUUAUGUAUGUAAUGUCUUAAUAUUCGUUUUUUUUAUAACCAACAAUUAUUUUGUACCUCUUUUUUAAAAUGAUUUUCUAAGUUUUCUACGAAAUAGGAUGUAAAUAAAUACAAAUAUAA
Molecule: messenger RNA, 9073 nt
Organism: Lymnaea stagnalis (great pond snail)
Lineage: Eukaryota; Metazoa; Mollusca; Gastropoda; Lymnaeidae
Source: the annotation of a GenBank genome assembly